Molecule: messenger RNA, 1254 nt
Organism: Juglans regia (Persian walnut)
Lineage: Eukaryota; Viridiplantae; Streptophyta; Magnoliopsida; Fagales; Juglandaceae
Product: pyrrolidone-carboxylate peptidase-like
Exons: 5
Coding region: 347-1006 (219 amino acids)
Biological process (GO): proteolysis
Cellular component (GO): cytosol
Molecular function (GO): pyroglutamyl-peptidase activity
Source: RefSeq, a predicted model, not a curated record
UGCUCUCGUAUUUUUAUGUUUGAAAAAUGACCCUUCACUUUCACGUUCCUUAAAUGUGUGUAUAUACGUCUCUCUUUCGUGAUCUGAUCGGAAUCUUUACCAGUUAAUUAUCUAUGAGCAGAUAAGACUGGUGGUUGAGUCCUUUUUCUUUCUUAUUUUUUGUCUUUUGUGGAGUUUAAAGAGGUAAGGGAGAAGAUCAUUUCGUUCCUUAUUGUAGAAUUUUUCGUAACCAACUUACUACAGUUUUUAUUUCCUGGCUUUAUUUCUUGAGCUCUGCAGGUACUCAGAUAUUACUUCUCAUUUUAACACUAUAACGCAUUUUUAAUUAUAUCUCAAUAAUUGGUAAAUGGGGUCCGAAGGGCCUCCUGCAUUAAUAAUUCAUGUGACGGGUUUUAAGAAAUUCCAUGGAGUUUCAGAGAAUCCAACUGAGACAAUUGUUAGUAAUCUCAAAGAGUAUGUGACGAAGAAGGGACUGCCAAAAGGUCUAAUUCUUGGGAGUUGCAGCAUUCUUGAGACUGCAGGACAAGGAGCUCUUUCUCCCUUAUACCAGACGUUGCAAUCUGCCAUUAGUGGGUUGGAUUCUGAAUCUUCAAAUUCUGGAAGAACUAUUUGGGUACACUUUGGAGUUAAUAGUGGUGCAACAAGGUUUGCCAUUGAGAAACAAGCUGUCAAUGAAGCUACUUUUCGCUGUCCCGAUGAGCUGGGAUGGAAGCCCCAGAAAGCUCCCAUCAUUCCUGCAGAUGGUGGAAUUUCACACAUGCGACAGACCUCUCUUCCAAUUGAGGAGAUUACCAAGGCAUUGGCAAAGAUGGGUUAUGAAGUGAUGACCUCAGAUGAUGCAGGACGAUUUGUAUGCAAUUAUGUUUACUAUCAUUCCCUUCGAUUUGCAGAGCAGAAAGGGACCAAAUCGCUCUUUGUGCAUGUGCCCCUCUUCUCGACCAUAGACGAGGAGACCCAAAUGCGGUUUGCUGCCUCAUUGUUGGAGGUACUUGCUUCUUUACAUUGAUGAUAUGAUCCACCCACAAGCUUAUGUCCAGGAGCUCAUGUGUUUGUAAUGUUGUUGGCCAUUUUGGUGAAGGUUGCUGGAUGCAUUAAUGUGCUUUAAUAAAUGGAAAGUGUGUUUUAACUGGAAAAAAAUUCUAUUGCACAUGUACUUCAUGCAUUUUGGUGAAUGCUUUUCAAAGGGUUUUGGCAACUCGCUGAAAUCUUUGAUGGCAGAUGAAAUGCUAGUUUCCUCGACUAUUGUUUGCCCCA